AUGAAAUCCAUACGUGUAGGCUAUAUUCCUGAGCACUUCAGCACCCCCUUAUUGUUUGCACAGCAGAAGGGCUUUUUUGCGAACCAAGGGGUGGAGGUGGACCUAAUCCAGUACCCUAGUGGUUCCGGUCACCUUAUACAAGCGCUCACGUGCGGUGAUCUUGACAUUGCUGUAGGCCUCACAGAGGCUUUUGUGCGUGGCAUUGCAGAUAAAGACCAGGGUGCUGAGGCUGUCUACCAGCUAGUCGGUACGUACGUGAAGUCUCCCCUGAACUGGGCCGUCUCCACCGGCGCUCAGCGCAACGACCUUGUCGACCUAAAGCAACUAGAGGGCUCCAAGAUUGGCGUGUCACGUGUGGGUAGUGGAUCUUACGUCAUGAGCUAUGUCCUGGCACUAGAUAACAAGUUCCAGCAGCCCUUCCAAGACCAUGUCGUGUGCGACACUUUUGCUAAUCUCCGAGCCGCCGUCAAUAACAACUCUGUUGACGCUUUCCUCUGGGAGCACUUCACGUCUAAGAAGUACUACGAUAACGGCGAAAUUAAGAAUAUCGGCAAUAUUUACACCCCAUGGCCAUCCUGGGUAAUAGUCAAGAGCAAAAGCCUAGAGAGUGAAUCUGUUCGGGCUUUCACAACCGCAGUUUCUGAGGGCAUUGUUUACUUUAAUGCACACAAACAAGAAUCGUUAGAUCUUAUUGUUAAUUCUUUUGACUACUCUAAAGAAGAUGCGACUGCGUGGUUAUCUACUGUUGAGUUCCAUGUUCCGUGUCAUACCCUUGGUGACCGUAACAAGGUCAUUGACAAUACAUUACGUGUGCUCAAGGCGGCUAACGUUUUAAAGCACAAGGACGAUCCAGAGCUCAUUCAGACCAACCUGCAAGGUGGGAUCUAUGAAUUGACGCCGAAAUAA
Messenger RNA from Eremothecium sinecaudum, 906 nucleotides. RefSeq names its product substrate-binding domain-containing protein. Bases 1 to 906 code for a protein of 301 amino acids. Lineage: Eukaryota; Fungi; Ascomycota; Saccharomycetes; Saccharomycetales; Saccharomycetaceae. The transcript has a single exon. The record is from RefSeq and is a predicted model, not a curated record.